AUGGAUCAGAUCCUUAGUCGGCUGGAUAUGGUCAACGUCCUGGCCUCUAUGGUGUCCAGAUCGACGGAGAAGAUCCGCCGUGAGAUAGCGGUAGACUUGGGCUAUGGGUACGCUGAGCCGGCGUCGAUCGGUGCUAAGCGUAAGCCCGUGGUCAGCCCGCUUCCUACGCCAGCUCCUCCGGCAGUCGGAGCCAGACCUUCGGGUCAGGGACCGAUCGAGGCGGUCCCAUCUAUCCAGGUGGUCGAAGCUUCCGAAAGGAAGAAGUGGGGGCUCAGGCUCCAAAAUAUCUGCGAGCGCGCAGGAGCGGCCUCUGGGCUCAACGAUGCAAAGCGGUGCGCUGGCCUGUUGCCGGCUGAGGCAGCUCGCCUCAAGAGCUUGGCAUUUGAGGCAGGCGGGUUCCGCACCAUCAGGCAGAAUGUUCGAUAUUGGGAGAAGUUUGAAGAGUGGUCGAUCGGCCACGGACUGCGUGUGUACCCGCCCACGAUCGUCGCAGUCAUGAGCUAUGCACUGCACUUACGCGAUCAAGGGUGCGGUCCCUCCAUCUUGCCCGCGUUCAAGUACGCACUGGGGCGGAUAUGCAAGAGGCUCGUCAUGCAGACCCCGAACAUGGCAGAUCCGCAGCUCAAGGCCAUCAUCGACGAGGUCUACAACCUGCGGGGCAAGGAGCUCAAAGAGGCGGUCCCUGUGCCGCCGAAGAUGGUUUUUGCCCUUGAGCUCCUUUGCAUGAGGCUCAUCAAGGAGAAGAAGGAUGCAGCUGCGAUCUUCGUGUGGUGGGUGCUCAUCCUUAUCUAUGCGUCGCUCAGGUUCGACGACGGGAUCCACGUAGCCCCGCUAUCACUGCAGAUGAACCAGGACGCUCUCCUGGGCGUGGUAUGGCAGACCAAGGUCGAAAGGAAGAAGCGAGGCACAAGAUUCGCAGUGCCCGCAUGUUCUAUGUCGGACCAUGCCUGGCUCGAAGAAGGGUGGAAGAUCUUCCAGCCGUUCAUCUCUGAGAGGGAUUAUUUUAUUUGGGAGAUCAAGAAUGAGAAAGAGUUCUCAGCAGCUCCUAUCUCAUACUCGAGAGGAUUGGCCUGGCUCAAGCACUUUAUGCUCCUGGGCCUUGCAGAAGCAACCAAGCUCGGCUAUGUGGCGGCCAAUGAAGUUGAUCAGCUGGAAGGAAGCAUCCAGGUGAUCACUUGGCACUCUAUGAGAGUCACCAUGCUGUCGGAGGCGGUGAAAGCGAAUGUCGACGACAAGAUCGUCGGCUUGCAGGAGCUCUCAGUGGCCAUGGUCAAGCAGAUGGCGAGCAAGCUCAAAGACGCAUGGCUCCCAGAUCCUGAGAAGUUCGUCAUUGAAGAAGACGAGGAGGUCACGGAGCCGAUCGUGACUGAGUUCAUCGUCAAGGCGACUUUGCCAGAGAAAGCUCUGGUAUCAGCUGACUUUAGGCAGAUCUUUGGACGCAUGGGCCUGCCACAGGCCCUGUGCCGUUCGGCAGCAGACGGGGGGCUGCUCUCUGCGGAGAUCUUUGCAAUGCUGGGAGACACUGCACAGGCAGUGAAAACCUCGCUCAGGACUAUGAUUGCCGAGGCAGAUCUUGGCACGACAGAUGCUGCCAGAGAGCUCGCAUUGAUGCAGCUCGCAGCAGUAUGGCAUGCAUGCCACGCUCUACAAGGGCAGUUCGCCACUCGGCGUGCGCGCAUGGAAGAGGACCCCAACAAGGUUCCAGAGAUGGCGCAAGAAGAUCACGCUGAGUUUCGGGCGCGCUUUGUUCAAGCCCAUCCAGAUGUCAUUUUGCUGGAUGCUAAAGAGCCUCACAAGAAGUUCGUGGAGAAGCUCAGCCGCGAUUUCUUGGUUCACGGCAUGGUGCCGUAUUACUCUGUGGCCGAGAUCCGGACACGUUCAGACAGCAUAGUGCAGAAGUCUGGGCUCUCCAAGAACGCAGAGGAUCUUUUGACGAUAUCCAAGGCGGAUGAACCUGAUCAGGUCACCGACUCUGUGACUAUGAUGAACAGGAUCCAUGCCUUUUUCAUGGCCUUGGAAUAUCUCAACAUUUGCACAUACUCUCGUGCGGCUGGCCCAUUGCGCUACCUGCAGGAGCUCGAGCAAUUUCGCUCGGAAUGUCCGGGCCUGCCUUACCUUUUGGCUGCUGACUCCUUGAUCAGGAAGAAGGUCAACAGGUUGCAGGCUGAGCAGCGCCAACUUUAUGGUACGUUCGAGGACGCCAUCAUCGAGGUCCUGAACAACCACAAGUACCUUUGGAACGACGCCCGAACAAAGGCAGUUCUUUCCAAAGUCGAUCGGCGCAGAGAGGAUGCCAGCGAGACUGGCGAUUCACAAGACAAGGUCGUCGAAGCGGCGCCCAAGAGCUCUCCCAACAAAGAUAGAAAGAAGCGCCAGCGGCUCCGCAACAAGGCGCUCCUCCGUGAAGCCAAGGAGUCUAAAGUCAAGAAGGAUCCAGCUGACAAAAAGUCAGCCUCAGCAAGAGAUGAGAAGGUCAGCAAGGACAAGCGGAUCCCAGACACAGAGUGGAAAGCGAUCGUGCAAGCCGCCAGCUCCGUGUCUGGCCCAAAGAGAUGUCAUUAUUUCAACUCCACCAUGGGAGAGGCAGGGCUGACACAAGCCAUCAUUGCUCGUGGUAUUAAGACCCUGCCCCCUAUUGAGAUCUUGGCCAACGAAUUUGUCGUCGAAGAGGUGGAUAUUUUGGAUCCCAAGGUUUUUCAACAUUUGUGCAAGUUAAUUCGCGCGGGGUGCAUUUUCUUUAUUCAUUUUGGCACACCCUGCUCCUCAUUUAGCCAAGCUCGCAAAGAUGAUGGCGGCCCACCACCGUUGCGUGAUCGACACAACCUGUGGGGACGCCCAAAACUAUCUCGACAGGAUCAAGCAAGAGUCGAGUUGGGCAACCAGUUCAUGGAACUCACAGUAGAGCUCUUGGUUUUAUGUUGCCAGUUCGGCGUCCAUUGGGCGCUGGAGAACCCGGCAUCAUCCUUUUUGUGGGACAUGCCACCAGUUCGCGCCCUGGCUGCUCGCGCUGGAGUGGGUCGGUUCAUUUUGGACAUGUGCAGGUUCCAAUCUAAACACAAGAAGCCUACAGCGCUCCUGUCUGAUUGCGACCUUAGUGCGCUGGCGCUCGCCUGUGAUCUGGAUGUGCGGCCUCAUGUUCACGAACCCUUGGUGGGCAUGGUUUUGUCUAAGGGCAAGAAGAUUUUCAAAACCAAGUUGGCUCAGGUCUAUCCGCCGCUUCUCUGCCAAGCAUGGGCGAAGGUGAUCGCAUGUCUGCAGGCGGAUCCACUGGCUGCCACGUUUCAGAUGGCCGUGCCAGCUCAUGAACGGAAACGGCCGCUCGGCCAACCUUUGCCAUGGGUCGUACAUAAACAACGUGCGACAGCAGAGAAAGCUCGUGAUGCAGGAUACCAGCUCAAGCGCUCGGCUUUGCCGCCACUUUUGCAGGUCGAGAUGGAACCUGGACAAGCUGUUCAACGAGCUUUACAAGUUCCACAUCCUUUUACUUUGGAUCCAGCGCUUGAUCCCGAUCUUCAAGAAGCUCUGGCGUUCGCUGUGCAUAAGCCUCACCAACUGCUUGGUCAUCGGCAAGGGGCUUUACAGUUUUGGGCUGAUCGGGCUGAGCGUCUUUUGCCGCUCACGGACCAGGAGCUCCGUGCCAUCCAUGAUCCCUACCUGCGGUCGCUGCUGCGCGGAGCACCUGAUGACCAACCUGUUCAGAUCGGCACGGUCACACAUGUCGCAUUGUGGCGGGAGCUGCUCGCUGCUAGCCGCUGUAUUGACAGCUCACUGGUGGACGAGAUGAUCAAUGGCUUCUCCAUUGUCGGCGACAUCAAGCGCUCAUUUCGUUGGCCGCAAUUACCGCUGCCUGAUGAUGCUCUGCCGGAACAAGAUCUUGUUUCGCGGGCCUGGGAGUUUUCCAACAAGGUCUUGAAGAACGUAAAAAGAUCAGAAGUGACGGAGAACACCUCCAAGAUCUGGGAGGCAACUAUGGAAGAUGUCCGUGAAGGAGUCACUGCAGGUCCUUUCUUCUCAAAAGACGAGGUCGACAAGUUCCUCGGCACUGAAGAUUGGAUCCCGACCCACAGCGGUUCGAAGUGGUGCAGAAGAACAAGGUGCCAAAUUCGACCCCAAGAAGCUCCAGCUCUGCGAGGACCCCGCGAUCUUAGGGGUGACCUACGAUUUGAAAGCUAUGUGCCUGAAGAUCAAAUCUUCGAGAAAGGAGGAGCUGCUGGACGAGAUCAAGUCUUGUCGCCUGGUCAAGCAGGCAAGUUGCGCGGCAAGCUCAUGUUUGGCGCUUCACAGUUGUGGGGGAAGAUUGGUAGGGCCUUUCUGAGAGCUCUCUCGGAGAGGCAGUACACGAGAUCUCCCGAGACUGGUCUCAACCUUGCGCUCAAGCUCGCGCUGAAACAGUGGGAGCUGCUGAUUGAUCAUGGUCCUCCGCGGCCUAUUACUGCAUCGGGCGCUCGACCUGCUGAUUACGUCAUCUUCACGGAUGGCAGCUUCCCUGAUCAGAAGAGCGACUUGCAAGAUCCUUGGAUUGGCGGCGUGUUGUUCAAGAAAGGCGCUAGACCGAUCCAGUUCGGAUGCAAAGUGGGCAUGGACUUGAUCGAGAAGUGGAUCCCGCGGAAGUCACAGAUCGCCAUGGUCGAACUCUUCGCUACAGUCGUGGCGCUCCAGACUUUCAAGCCUUGGAUCUCCAGCUCUUGGUCCCUGCUCUUUGUGGACUCUGCCACAGCCAAGCUGCACCAUCGUGGGCCGGAAAACGAACUCCCAGAGCUGGGACGCGGCGGUGGGUCGCUGGCUGCGGCCAUUGAUGGCGCCCUAGAGUCGGAGGUGCCCACAGUGUCUUUUGUCCAGGCAUCUGCUGAGCACCGUGGAAGAAUUCAGCGAUCACAGUCAAGUCGCAAGGCCAUGCUGAAAGCGCAACAGGAGCUCUGA
This is a messenger RNA of Cladocopium goreaui, 4920 nucleotides long. The record is from the annotation of a GenBank genome assembly. NCBI's taxonomy places the organism in Eukaryota, Dinophyceae, Suessiales, Symbiodiniaceae.